AUGGAUUUUGAUUCGAUGACGUCAGGGACGACGACAGCGCCGACGGCGGAAGAAAGCAGAAGACAAAGUUCCGUGAGUUUUAAAGAAACGGAUACUAAUUUGGAACAAAAUUCACCGUCACCGAAAGUACCUAAAAAAUUUAUUAAUAAUUGGAAACAAGCAUGCGAUAGAACAAAAGAUCGUACGAAAGAAUUAUUAAAAAAAUGGAGGACGAUACCGGAUACAAAUCAAACAACGACGGAUAUAAUAAUAUCUUGCCCGCAAUCGAACGAAACGAAUUCUCGAACUAAUAAUAAUAAUAAUAAUACGACAAAUUGGAGCGAACACGUUUGGAGUGCAUGGGUUAAAAGAAGUUCGAGCGGUGAAGAAGAAAUAAAUUAUAAUUACGAAUUAACGGAUUUACAAAAGAUAAAAUUAAAUUAUUUUUUUGUUUCUUAUUUGGAUUUGGAUAGAGAUGAUUUUAUAAGUUUAACGGAUUUCGAUGGUUUUGCCGAACGCCUCCGCCAUUUUUCCGAUUGGUCGAAAAAUUCAACGGAAUAUCACAGAUUAAAAGAAGUACAAAAAGGUUUUGUACAAGUUUUUCUAUUUCCUCCUGGACAAGAUAAUUAUGUACAUUCAUACGAUCAAUGGUUUGAUAAAUGGACUGGAGUUUUAGGUAAAAGUCAAAAUUUUAACGAUUUACCCAUUUGGCUUCAAUAUUUUCCCAAAAUAUUAUUUAACGUCAUUAAUCGUACCGGAAAUGGAAUAAUAACAAAACAAGAAUUGAUUUCCUUUUUUUCUUCUCUUCUAUCAUUACCCUCGACGCAAAUCAAUUCAUUUGUCGAUGAAGCUUAUAAAACUAUGACGUCGAAUAACGAAUUCGAUUUGACUUACCACGUGUAUCGUCUUUGUUUUGCUAAUUUUCUUUUUGCACAAUAUCCAAACGGUCCUGGACAAUUUAUUUUCGGUCCAAUACCGAAUUUAAAUGAUAAAAAUUUCUUUCCAAUCGAUUAUAAAUUAUUAAAAUGUCCGCCAAACGAACUCGAACAAUAUAAUCCUAAAAUCAAAUCUAACAGAACGUCAAUUGUUGUUUAA
Messenger RNA from Pediculus humanus corporis (human body louse), 1074 nucleotides. RefSeq lists its product as uncharacterized. The coding region runs from base 1 to 1074 and encodes 357 amino acids. NCBI's taxonomy places the organism in Eukaryota, Metazoa, Arthropoda, Insecta, Psocodea, Pediculidae. The record is from RefSeq and is a predicted model, not a curated record. The transcript is spliced from 5 exons.